Messenger RNA from Auxenochlorella protothecoides, 927 nucleotides. RefSeq names its product Prolyl 4-hydroxylase subunit alpha-1. The record is from RefSeq and is a predicted model, not a curated record. Gene Ontology annotation, biological process: peptidyl-proline hydroxylation to 4-hydroxy-L-proline. Lineage: Eukaryota; Viridiplantae; Chlorophyta; Trebouxiophyceae; Chlorellales; Chlorellaceae. The coding region runs from base 1 to 927 and encodes 308 amino acids. The transcript has 3 exons. Gene Ontology annotation, cellular component: endoplasmic reticulum. Gene Ontology annotation, molecular function: procollagen-proline 4-dioxygenase activity; L-ascorbic acid binding; iron ion binding.
AUGGCGCUGGCCGUACUGAGCUUCGCCCUCCUCGUCGUGACGUCCUCCGGUGCAGCCUCGCAGAGGCCCUGGAUCGAGCAAAUUUCCUGGAGGCCGCGUGCUUACUUGUACCACAACUUCUUGAGCGAGGCCGAGGCGGAUCAUGUGGUCACGCUGGCCAAGCCGCACAUCACGCGCUCCAGUGUCCUGAACGACGACGACAGUGUCUCGGAUGCGCACGAGGUCCGCACCAGCUAUGGCACCUUCCUCAGGUCUGCCCAGGAUGAGGUCAUCUCCGGGAUUGAGGAGCGGGUGAGCCGCUGGGUGCACCUGCCCGUCUCCCACAUGGAGGACAUGCAGGUGCUCAAGUACGUCGACGGCCAGAAGUACGACGCGCACUGGGACGAGCGUGCAGCGGAGGACGGGACGCCCGUCGGCGGUGGCUCCCGCCGCAUCUGCACCGUGCUCAUGUACCUGUCCGACGUGGAGUACGGCGGCGAGACAGCCUUCCCCGGCGGCUUCUGGCUGGACGCCGCGGUGCAGAACCGCACCGAGUUCAGCGCCUGCGCGGCAAAGGGGCCGGCGGCCCUAGCAAGAAAGGGCGACGCCAUUAUGUUUUGGGACAUGAAGCCCGACGGGGUAACCCUGGACCGGUACAGCCUGCACACGGGGUGCCCGGUGCUGGCCGGAGAAAAAUGGAGCAGCACCUUCUGGAUCCACGACAACCCCUUCCGGCGCAGCCCGGGGUCGCUGCUGGCCGACAUCGACUCCGCCCCCGCCCCUGCCUGCGAGGACCAGUCCACCACCUGCGCGACGCUGCUGGCAGGGAGGGAAGGCGCGCCAUGCUUGGAGGACCAGGCGGCACGCUGCCGCCGCUCCUGCGGCCGGUGCUGCCAGGCGGGGGACGUGCUCUGCGAGCGCCGCGCCAAGCGCAUCGUCGCCAACUGA